AUGUUGGACCUGACAGAACUUCUGUCUGCAGCCCGCGACUUAUCUGCCGUGCCCGUAUUGGAGGAAUCGGACUUCCACCAGGGAAGAUAUCGCGACGAAAGCGUACUCAAGUUCCGCGGUGUGGUUCGGGGUGUGCAGGAUCCGGAGUUGGUGUUGCUGGACGGCGAGGCUCCCGCACUGACGGAUGGAGACGCCGUGCGCCAACAGUUGGUGGAGCGUGUACCCCUAACAGUCACUCUUUCCCCUCAUGCGAGUGACUGGUCCACCAUCGCGUAUCGAAACGUUUCAGUGGUCGAAAACUUAAUACAGAGUGAUGGUCGCUGUAGUGCGAAUGAACGUCUCUCAUCUUCCAAGGGCACCAAGCGCUCCAGCGCAGCCGUGGACGAGCAAAUGGAUGACGCAUCUGAGCAAACACAGGACGAUUCGCACGUAAAGAAACCCAAGGCGAUAGAGAAGCAGGAGGACGGCAAUGAGGGGUUAUUACUGCCUCAAGCCGUCAAUAUCUACGUCUACGAAGGCCAGUACAAGGACACGCCAUUAGACGCCUUCAAGGUAAACGAAGCUUUCGAGUUCGUGGGAAUUUUGGACCUCAUGGUGCCUGGAACAGACAGCCAGAAGAGCGAUAGUGAGGCCGGUCUAAGCGCCAAGCAACUCGAGGAGCUGCAGAUCUCCGACUGCAUCGACGAGGUGCAUCGCAAAGGGCGAUCGGGCGUCGUCUUGCACUGCUGUCACGUCAGCCGCUUGCAGAGUGUACACCACGUGCGUCCUCACGAGUCGAGCGAGUUCUAUGACCAGAUCCAGGAGAGCAACGAGUCGCGGACAAAGUUCUGCCAGAACGAGUGGCGUAAGCUGGGGCAACAAGCGCAUGUUGCCGCGAUGCGCGCACAGAUUGUACAGUAUUUGGCACACACCUUGUGUGGAGACACCCUGGCUGCCGAGUACUUGCUCUUGGGGUUACUAUCGCACGUGUACUCACGCGCCGAUCCGUCGACGCCAUUGGGCAAUUUAUCUCUCAACUUGGCUCUAGGCAAAUCCUGUACUGAAGAGCUGAAAAUUGCUUUUAUUGCGGACGUGGAGAAGACUUUGACGUCCCUGAUGCCGAUGGUGGCGCGCGUGGAUCUGUCGCUCAAGGAGCUCAACUCGACUAAGUUUAUGCCGCACAAAGAUUACGAGCGAGAGCUGCUGCUGAGUGGCGUGUUGCAGGUGGCCAAUGGGACGACGAUGCUGGUCAAUGAGACGGCCUUGUCGGCGGGCCAACUGAACGACCAGGGCGUCAAGAACAUGGCGGCGUUGCAGUCGCUGGUCGACAAGAUGCUGUUGCCCUACGACUUCCACUAUUACAACAUGGAUUUCCCUCAGGAUGUGGCAGUAGUCACAGUAUCCGAGGGAAAAAGUAUUCUGCCUGUGACGGUUGCUGUGCCUGUCGUCGCUACUGACAGUGAUACAACCCACGAGCAGCCGACGCAACAGGUUUUAGAGUGUUUCCGUCUCUAUCUCAGCGUCUUGCGCUCGUUUGUCGUCACGAUCGGCAACGAGGAAGCAGAAAUGGCCGAGAAACACUACGUAGAGUGCCGCAAGUCCGAGCAGAAAGUGGCGAUCUUCAUCGCUGGCUGCGACUCGCUCGUCUGGUAG
Phytophthora infestans T30-4 is the source of this 1632-nucleotide messenger RNA. RefSeq lists its product as uncharacterized. The record is from RefSeq and is a predicted model, not a curated record. NCBI's taxonomy places the organism in Eukaryota, Oomycota, Peronosporomycetes, Peronosporales, Peronosporaceae. Gene Ontology annotation, biological process: DNA-templated DNA replication. The transcript is spliced from 2 exons. The coding region runs from base 1 to 1632 and encodes 543 amino acids. Gene Ontology annotation, molecular function: chromatin binding.